Messenger RNA from Parnassius apollo (apollo), 450 nucleotides. Lineage: Eukaryota; Metazoa; Arthropoda; Insecta; Lepidoptera; Papilionidae. The record is from the annotation of a GenBank genome assembly.
AUGGCACUCACACCCCCAUCUCGAAUAUUGGGCGAUGAGCAGCAGUCUAUGAACCUAUCACCGACCACUAGCCUGGAGUUCAUCCGACGUCUGAUCGCGGACAUCAGGACAUCAAUCGCCCAACUCCGCCCUGAUAUCGAGGAAGUGGAGAAUCCUGGCGCGCCAUCUAGCGGUAACACGCAAUCCGAAUCAGUGGACCAUGAGAACGGCAAUGGCGCGCAUCAGGAAGAGGACGAACCUCAACAGGAUGAGAAUGGCGACGAAAUUCCCGAGGGGUUAGAACAAAGCGCACAGCAUGCCCGAGGCAAGGCAAUGAGAGCACUCCGGGCCCGCCAAUCGCGCCCCCGCGAUCUUGAUCGAGGAGUUGGAACUGUUACACAUUCAGUUCACUCCGCACAGGGUGACGUUCAUCAAUAUGCUGCAUGCCGCCAAUCGAGCCGAUCCUCCUGA